Messenger RNA from Apis florea (little honeybee), 14005 nucleotides. It is a transcript of the gene Dhc93AB, whose product is annotated as Dynein heavy chain at 93AB. Gene Ontology annotation, cellular component: dynein complex. NCBI's taxonomy places the organism in Eukaryota, Metazoa, Arthropoda, Insecta, Hymenoptera, Apidae. Gene Ontology annotation, molecular function: dynein light intermediate chain binding; dynein intermediate chain binding; ATP hydrolysis activity. The record is from RefSeq and is a predicted model, not a curated record. Gene Ontology annotation, biological process: microtubule-based movement.
AUGGCUAGUCCCGAUGGAUCGUCGGAUUUUCGAUUGGAGUACAUCGGAGCUUUCGUACAGAAAUCGUUGAAAUUGAAACCGGAAAAAUGGGGGAGAUUGCUGCUCACGGAGGAAUACAGAAACGCUGUGCACGAUUUCCUCGAUAAUCCUUUGCCGGCUGCGCUUUUCGUCGCUUUGACGCCGAACGCGCAAUUGGUGGCUUGCACCUCGUUUCCUAUACCGUGUCAAAGGACCAAAGGUAUUUACGCGGUGAAGGUGGAGCAGAUGCCGUUGCCCAAGGACGAGGAGGCUUGUUCAUCGAUGCUCAUUCUGGGCGAUCUGUCCUCUCGGGUCGUCGAUCAAUUAGCCACUUUGAUCGACAAUAUCUUCGCUCCUCUGUUGAGCAAAGCGGAGAACCACAAGGAACUGCCUGACGUCGCGAUUCAGGAUAUCUGUAGACACGUUCAUUCCCUUCGUGGUACCUUGUACCAAGUGAAAGGUCAGGUGAACGGCAGGACCGUCCUCCCAAUGCCAGCCGGGAUGGAGAAGGUGACGGAAGUGGAGAAGCUGGUGCGAGCGGACGGGCCUCAAGCCGUCGAUCCGUAUUUGAAGAGCGCGAUCGAGGGUGUGGUGAUAAAGUGGGCCUACUUGGUGAACGAUGUUGUCACUCAGGAAUCCAGCGCCGCCUUCGAGAAUGGGCAAAAUCCGACACCCGAUGUCGAACUCGACUACUGGUCUACCAGGCUAGCUAAUUUAAGAUACAUUUACGACCAAUUACAAGAGGAUCGGGUGAAGAAGAUGGCGAACAUUCUUGAAACGACGGACAGCGCUUAUUUUCCUUGUUUCCGCACCCUGUUCGACAACGUGGUGUCCUCGAUGGCCGAGGCGAAGGAGAUAUCCCUGUAUCUGUCUCCGUUGGCCAAAUGUUUCAAAGCUGUGGAGGAGGCCGACUUCUCCGAGGCUAAGUCGUUAAUGGCCACGCUGAUACACUCGGUCGGAUUGGCCUGGUCGAAAUCCACCUACUAUCAAAGUUCCUCCAAAGUGAUCAUCAUGCUUCGACAGAUUUGCAACCUGUUGAUACAGGAGGCACGCCGUUUCCUCGAUCCGACCUCCAUCUUCCAGAGCGACGUGGACGAGGCUGUUCAACGCGUGCAGAUAUGUCGAGGUUCGAAUCCUCGCGUGCACGAUCCCUUCCUUCCCGUGAAAAACGAAGAAAUUUUUUUCGCAGAUGUGUUGCAAGAGUUUCGAGGGCAGUUCGAGUCGAGGAAAGACAUGCCGGCGAUGAAACCGCACGCGCCACCGUGGUCCUUCAAUCCGAGCGCUGUUUUCACCCGUUUCGACGCAUUUCUCGGACGGUUGAACGAUAUCGAGUGGUUGUUCAACACCGUGAUGGAAUUCUCCAAGUUGGAGAAAAUAGAAAUAGGCGGGAUUCAAGGCGGAUCUCUGAGCGCGAGGAUCGUGAACGUGUACAAGGAGUUCCAGCAUCUGUUCGUGUCUUUCACCGUGCGCUCGAACGAUGCCCUCGAGCCGGACGACCAAUCGUUCACGGAGAACUGUGCCAAGUUCAACGAGUCGAUCACGGAUCUCGACAGCAAAUUGGCGGCCAUACUUUGCCAAGCUUUCGACGAUUGUGGAAAUCUCGAGAGCAUAUUCAAGUUGAUAAAUAUCGCGGGAACGGUUUUGGACAGGCCGGUGAUAAGCAAACAAUUCACGAAUCGUUACUCCAAGAUCUUGGAAUUGUUGAACGUCGAGCUGACCGUGGUCGAGGUGUUGUUCAAUCGCGGAACCAGGGGCGCUUUGAUCGAUCUCCCGCCCCUGGCCGCCGCCUUGACGUUCAUCAACAUGCUCAGGCAACGCGUCGAUCUCCCUGUUCAAUCUUUCAAGGCUGUUCAACACCCAAUAGUGAGCAGCGAGGAGGGCCUGCGUGUAGAGAAACGUUACGAAAGAUUGAUCAAGAUCUUCAGCGAUAAGGAGACCGAAUUGUUCACGGAAUGGGCAGCGACCGUACCCGAAACGGUCCACGUCGGCCUGAAUCGCAAUAUUCUGUCCCGCGAGCCGGAUUCCACCACGUUGAUACUCAACUUCGAUCCCGAGCUUCUAGGCGUGUUGAAGGAGGUGAACUACUUGAAGCAAAUGUCCCGAUCAGACAUUCCCGAAGACGCGAUAAAGGUGUCGGAAAACGCGGAAACGUUCCGCAAGUUUCGCGCGCUGUUGUGCGCCACAGUGUCCUCGUACAACAACAUCCGCAGGACGAGCAGGCAGGUUGAGUUUCGGCUGAUCGAGGACGAGAUAACCGGUAUCGAUUCGUUGGUGUCUCGCGGGGAGACGGAGCUGAGAUGGAACUCGGACGGCGUCCUCGAGUACAUCGUCGAGCUGGACGAGCUGGUGGAGGGGUUGUGGGGGCGGAUCAAAUCUACCCAGACGAACGUGGAGAAGAUCAAAGCGGUGCUGGACGCCUGGACGAGGACGCCUCUGAUCGAGAGGAAGGACCGUCGUAAGGACGGUUUAUUGUCGUUCGACGAGCGGCCAGAGAAAGUAUCGAGACGUUACGCCGAGGUGGAGAGGACCGCCGAGCAGAUUCAUUCGUUGCUCGAGGAGAAUAGGCAGCUUUUUCAAGUUUCCGAGGAAAUGGAGGAAGCUUGGCAGAGAUACGUGGCCUACGUCGAUGGGAUCGUGAUCGAGUCCCUUCGAAGGGCCGUAGGGUGCUCGUUAGGAUACUUGGUGGACAAUAUGGAGACGAAUGGGCACACCGAGCCUUUGUUAGAAGCAAAAUUGGAGCUCAGGGAACCGGAUCUCUAUUACGUGCCUUCGUUGGAACCGGAUGAUCCGGAUGGGCUCGAUCAGCUGGUAUCGGGCCUGUUGAACGACAUUAUCGGUAUGGCCGCGCUGGUGCCAAGGUUGAAAAAUAAUUCCGUAGGAUACGCCGAGGAAUUGGAGGAGGAUCUGGAUAUAAGAGGGAUGAAAAAUGAAGUUAUGAGCAACGUUGUAACCGCGAUCGAAGAAGCCACGGAAUUCUGCAACAAUUUCGAAGGAUACGCCUAUCUCUGGUUAGACGAUAGGGACACGGUGAUGCAACAGUUCCUCGACUACAGCCGACAAUUGACGAUGGAGGAAAUGGAGAUGGUGGCCGUGCAGGAUCCCAAGGGGCCGACACGGUCACCGCCGAAAAUGGAGCAAUUCCGCGAGCAAAUCGACCUUUACGAGGGCCUCUAUCUCGAGAUCGAGGAAAUGGAAGCGUCGAAAGUGUUUUGCGGCUGGUUCAGGGUAGACCUCAGACCCUUCAGGCACUCGGUGCUGAACAUGGUCUGCAAAUGGUCGAGCAUGUUCAAGAGACAUCUGGUCGAUCGCGUCACGACCAGCCUCUCGGAUUUGGGAUCGUUUAUAAGACGAGCGGACGAGGGUUUGCUUCAAUCGAUUCAUCCGGGAGACUAUGCCAGGCUCGUCAGUGUGAUGGGUUAUCUUUUGCAAGUGAAGGAGAGGCAACCGAUCACGGACGAGAUGUUCCAACCUCUGGAAGAGACGAUCGAAUUGCUUAAAUUUUACGAUCAAGAUAUCCCCGAAGAGGUGAACGUUCUACUCCAAGAAUUACCCGAGCAAUGGGCCAAUACGAAAAAAUUGGCGCUUAUGGUUAAACAACAAGUAGCACCGUUGCAAGCUGGCGAGGUAUCCAGGAUACGAGGACGAAUCUCGGCAUUCGACACAACGAUAACUCACUACAGGGAGGCGUUUCGACGUUACAAUUUCUUCAAAUACGAGUGUCAAAAUCCUUACGAAUUAAUGGACGAAAGUCACAAGGAGAUUGUAAUGUUGGAGCGGCAAAUGAAGGAUAUCCAAGAGUCCGCUUCCCUGUUCGAGGUGAUGGUGUCGGAGUUCAAAAUGUUGAAACAAUGCAGAAAGGAGUUGAAGAUGUUGAAGCAACUCUGGGACUACGUGAACAUAGUCAGAAGCUGUAUAGAAGGAUGGAAGACCACACCUUGGAGGAAAAUCGACGUGGAGAACAUGGACAUCGAGUGCAAGAAGUUCGCCAAGGAGAUACGAGCUCUGGACAAGGAAAUGAGAUCGUGGGACACUUUCGUAUCGUUGGAGGCAACGGUGAAGAAUAUGCUGACGUCCUUGAGAGCCGUGGCUGAGCUGCAGAACCCGGCCAUAAGGGAAAGACAUUGGAGACAAUUGAUGAACAGCACUAAGGUAAAAUUCGUCAUGGACGAGUCUACCACAUUGGCCGAUCUUCUCGAGCUGAAUCUGCACGACUGCGAGGAGGAAGUGAAGAACAUCGUGGACAAAGCCGUGAAGGAGAUGUCAAUGGAGAGAUAUAUGAAGGAAUUGAACGUCAUCUGGUCGAAAAUGGAAUUCGAGAAGGAGAUUCAUGCUCGAACCGGCGCCACCUUGAUAAGAGCCAGCGAGGAAUUGAUCGAAACUCUGGAAGAAAACCAGGUACACUUUCCACGACGACGAAUUCACUCUUUCUAUAUCGACACUAUCUCCAUACAGGUCCAGCUGCAAAAUCUUAUCACCUCGAAGUUCAUCGCCCAUUUUCUGGAAGAGGUGUCCAGUUGGCAGCGGAAGUUGAGCAUCGCCGAUCAAGUGACCACUAUCUGGCUCGAAGUGCAACGAACUUGGACGCAUCUGGAGAGCAUCUUCACCUCGUCCGAGGAUAUACGUAGGCAACUGCCAACGGAUGCCGAGAGAUUCGACAAGAUCGACAAGGAAUUCAAGCAAAUGACGGAGGAACUAGCGAGAACGUUGAACGUAGUUGAAGCGACGAACAAAGAUGGCCUCGCGUCCUCCCUGGACAUCCUCCAAAAGGAAUUGGUCCUCUGCGAGAAAGCGUUGGCCGAAUACUUGGAGACGAAACGUUUGGCGUUCCCGAGAUUCUACUUCGUUUCGUCCAGCGAUCUGUUGGAUAUCCUGUCGAAUGGAAAUCAGCCCGAGGUGGUGGCCAAGCAUCUGACGAAACUGUUCGAUUCCAUGGCCCGAUUGAAAUUCGAUGACGCGGCUGCUUCCUCGCCGAGGCGCGUAUCGGGUAUGUACGCGAAGGACGGAGAGUACGUGGAAUUCGCGAACUGCGAGAUGAGCUGCGAAGGAGCGGUAGAAGCAUGGUUGAAUCAUUUGCAACGAGUGAUGAGGAUCACCAUGAGACACUACUUCGGCGAGGCGGUGGUAACGUACGAGGAAAAACCUCGAGAGCAAUGGUUGUUCGACUAUCCGGCCCAAGUCUCUCUGUGCACCACACAAAUUUGGUGGACCACCGAGGUGAACAUCGCGUUUGCAAGAUUGGAGGAGGGGUACGACAAUUCCUUGAAGGAUUAUCUGAAGAAACAGAUCUCCCAAUUGAGCACGCUGAUCACGCUGCUGAUCGGAGAGCUGACGAAACAGGAGAGGCAGAAAGUGAUGACCAUCUGCACGAUAGACGUGCAUUCUAGGGACGUGGUGGCCAAGCUGGUGCAGUCCAAGGUGGAGACGUCGCAGGCGUUCCAAUGGCAGAGUCAAUUACGCCACCGUUGGGACGAGAAGGAGAAGGAUUGCUUUGCCAAUAUUUGCGACGCGCAGUUUAAAUACUCUCACGAAUAUCUGGGGAAUACACCCAGGUUGGUCAUAACUCCACUGACGGACAGAUGUUACAUAACCCUGACUCAGUCCCUUCAUUUGAUCAUGGGUGGCGGGCCGGCGGGUCCCGCUGGAACCGGAAAAACAGAGACAACCAAGGAUCUGGGCAGAGCUCUGGGCAUAAUGGUGUACGUGUUCAACUGUUCGGAGCAGAUGGACUACAAAUCGUGCGGCAAUAUAUACAAAGGACUGGCGCAGACCGGCGCCUGGGGCUGUUUCGACGAGUUCAAUCGGAUCACGGUCGAGGUGUUGUCGGUGGUCGCGGUGCAGGUGAAAUCGAUUCAGGAUGCCAUCAGACACAAGAAGGAGAAAUUCAACUUCAUGGGCGAGAUUAUCGGUUUGGAGCCUACGGUCGGUAUAUUUAUCACGAUGAAUCCAGGAUACGCGGGCCGCACGGAAUUGCCCGAGAAUUUGAAAGCUCUGUUCCGACCUUGCGCCAUGGUGGUGCCCGAUUUCGAGCUGAUCUGCGAGAUCAUGCUCGUCGCGGAGGGAUUCCAGGAUGCGAAAAUCCUGGCCAGAAAGUUCAUCACGUUGUACACGUUGUGCAAAGAGUUGUUGUCGAAGCAGGAUCAUUACGAUUGGGGAUUGCGCGCGAUAAAGUCGGUCCUGGUCGUUGCGGGAAGUCUGAAGAGGGGAGAUCCAGGAAGGCCGGAGGAGCAAGUGCUGAUGAGAGCCCUUCGAGACUUCAACAUUCCCAAAGUGAUAUCCGACGAUCUGCCCGUGUUCAUGGGCCUGAUAGCCGAUUUGUUCCCCGCGUUGGACGUUCCGCGGAAACGAGACGCGGAGUUCGAGAAGAUGGUGAAGCAGGCUGCGACCGAUUUGUCGUUGCAGCCGGAAGAUGGCUUCAUCCUGAAAGUGGUCCAAUUGGAGGAGCUGUUGGAGGUGAGGCAUUCGGUUUUCAUCGUGGGCAUCGCGGGAUCCGGCAAGACCCAGGUGUGGAAAUCACUAUUCAGAACGUAUCAGAACAUGAAGAGGAAGCCUGUCUACAACGAUCUGAAUCCAAAGGCGGUGACCAACGACGAAUUGUUCGGGAUAAUCAAUCCUGCGACCAGGGAGUGGAAGGAUGGCCUGUUCUCGGUGAUAAUGAGAGAGCAGGCCAAUCUAGGGGGCGAGAAUCCAAAGUGGAUCGUUUUGGACGGUGACAUCGAUCCUAUGUGGAUCGAGUCGUUGAACACCGUGAUGGACGACAACAAAGUAUUGACUUUGGCCAGCAACGAGAGGAUAGCCCUCACACCCGUCAUGAGAUUGCUCUUCGAGAUUUCCAAUUUGAAGACAGCCACACCAGCCACCGUGUCCAGGGCUGGUAUCCUCUACAUAAAUCCUCAAGACUUGGGCUGGAAUCCAUACGUGACCAGCUGGGUGGAGAAGAGAACGUCACCCGUAGAGAGAUCUAAUUUGGUAAUACUGUUCGACAAGUACAUACCUCCCUGUUUGGAGACGUUGAGGACCAGGUUUAAAAAGAUUACCCCGAUCGCGGAUAUGGCUCACGUGGAGAUGCUCUGCCAUCUCCUUCACUGUCUUCUAAAGCCGGAAUUAACUUCCGCCGACUUUUUGAAAGAGCACUACGAACUUUACUUCGUUUUUGCCGCCGUCUGGGCGUUCGGAUCUUCCAUGUUCCAAGAUCAGUUGAUCGACUAUCGGCUGGAAUUCAGCAAAUGGUGGGUGAACGAGUUCAAGCAGAUUAAAUUCCCCUCCCAGGGCACAGUGUUCGAUUAUUACGUCGAUUCCGAGACGAAGAGCUUCGUUUCGUGGAUGCAACGUUUGCCAAAGUUCGAGUUGGAUCCAGAAAUGCCGUUGCAAGCUGUUCUGGUCUACACAGCGGAGUCUAUCAGAAUCAGAUACCUCUUGGACUUGCUCACGGCCGAAAAACAUCCGGUGAUGUUAGUCGGAACGGCCGGUUGCGGGAAAACCGUCCUGGUAGCCGAGAAACUUUUGCAAUUGCCCGAGAAUUACUCGGUGUCCAAUAUUCCCUUUAAUUUUUACACCUCGUCGGAGAUGUUGCAGAAGAUUUUGGAGAAAUCGUUGGAGAAGAAAGCCGGCCGAAAUUACGGUCCACCGGGGAACAAGACUCUGGUCUACUUCAUCGACGACAUGAAUAUGCCCGAGGUGGACCCCUACGGGACCGUCCAACCGCACACUUUGAUACGCCAACAUCUGGAUUACGGCCACUGGUACGAUAGAACGAAGCUUACCCUCAAGGAUAUUCACAAUUGUCAAUAUAUCGCUUGCAUGAAUCCUACGGCUGGAUCAUUCACCAUUAAUCCCAGGCUGCAGAGACAUUUCUCCGUGUUUGCGGUCAGUUUUCCCAAUAUCGAAUCUCUCACGAUUAUUUAUUCGUCCAUUUUGAGGCAACAUUUGUCCAACAUCGAACACAGAUUUCCCAUUUGUGUAACCGAAUUGUGCAACAACAUCGUGCAAGCAUCGAUCCAGCUACAUCACCGCUGCGCCCAAAUGUUCCUUCCAACAGCGGUCAAGUUCCACUACAUCUUCAAUCUUCGUGACUUAUCGAACUGCUUCCAAGGAUUAUUGUUCAGCGGGAACGAGUGCCUCCAAUCUUCCACGGACUUGAUGAGACUCUGGUUCCACGAGACGCAAAGAGUUUACGGCGACAAAUUGAUCGACGAGAAAGAUAUAGAGAGCUUCUCCAAACUGCAACUGGACAUCCUGAAGAAGAACGUGGAGGAGAUAGACGAGAGCGCCAUUUUGGAGAAGCCCAACAUCUACUGCCACUUCGCAGGUGGAGUCGGGGAGCCAAAGUACAUGGCAGUGAAGGAUUGGUCGACCCUGCACCGAUUGUUAUCGGAAGCGAUGGUCAGUUACAACGAUCUGGUGGCGGCGAUGAACCUGGUGCUGUUCGAGGACGCCAUGAUGCACGUGUGCCGGAUAAACAGGAUCCUGGAGUCGCCUAGGGGCAGCGCGCUCCUCGUCGGCGUAGGCGGUUCCGGCAAACAGAGUUUAUCGCGAUUGGCCGCGUUCAUAAGCUCGCUGGAGGUGUUCCAAAUUCAGUUGAAGAAGGGUUAUGGGAUCGCCGAUAUGAAGUUGGAGCUCGCCGUCCUGUACAACAAGUCGGGAUUGAAGAAUCUCGGCAUCGUGUUCCUGAUGACCGACGCCCAAGUGGCGAACGAACAGUUCCUCGUCCUGAUCAACGACAUGCUCGCUUCUGGCGAGGUUCCAGACCUCUUCGCCGAGGACGAGGUCGAGAAUAUAAUAGCAGGGGUGCGUAACGAGGUGAAGGGCGCCGGUAUGCUAGACACCCGCGAGAAUUGUUGGAAGUUCUUCAUCGACCGUGUCCGCCGCCAGCUUCGUACGGUUCUCUGCUUCUCCCCGGUCGGAUCCACUUUAAGGAUACGCUCGAGGAAAUUCCCCGCCAUAAUAAAUUGCACGGCGAUAAACUGGUUCCACGAAUGGCCGCAAGAAGCUUUGAUGUCUGUGUCGAAGAGGUUUCUGCAGGAGUUGGACCAACUUCCGGAGACUUACAGGGAGCCGGCAGCGAAAUUUAUGGCCCACGCUCACACGAGCGUGAACGCGGCGAGCAGGCAUUAUUUGGCCAGCGAGAGGAGGUACAACUACACCACGCCGAAAUCCUUCCUCGAGCAGAUCAGUUUGUACACGAGGCUGUUGAAAACGAAGGCGAGCGAGCUUCGCGGCCGGGUGGCGAGGCUCGAGAAUGGAUUGGAGAAGCUUCGCUCGACGGCGGUGCAGGUGGAUAAAUUGAAGGAGAAGCUGGCGAUGCAGGAGUUGGAGUUGCAGCAGAAGAACGAGGCGGCCGAUACUCUGAUCGCGAUCGUCGGCGUCGAGACGGAGAAGGUGCAGAAGGAGAAGGCUAUAGCCGACGAGGAGGAAUCGAAGGUCGCCAUAAUAGCGGAGGAGGUAUCGAAAAAGCAGAAGGACUGCGAGAUGGAUUUGAUGAAGGCAGAGCCGGCCCUGUUGGCCGCCCAAGAGGCUCUGAACACCCUGAACAAGGCGAAUUUGACGGAAUUGAAGUCGUUCGGCUCGCCACCGGGGGCAGUAACGAACGUAACUGCCGCCGUGAUGGUCCUUCUGGCACCGGCUGGCAAGAUACCCAAGGACAGAAGUUGGAAAUCCGCCAAGAUCAUGAUGGCCAAGGUCGACACCUUCCUCGACUCUCUGAUCAAUUACGACAAGGAAAAUAUCCAUCCGGAAGUGAUCAAGGCGAUCCAGCCUUACCUAAAGGACUCGGAAUUCGAGCCGGAGUUCGUGAGAUCGAAAUCGGCUGCGGCCGCCGGUCUCUGCGCAUGGGUGAUCAACAUCAUCAAGUUCUACGAGGUGUUCUGCGACGUGGAGCCGAAGAGGAAGGCGUUGGCGCAGGCGAACGCGGAAUUGGCCGCCGCGCAGGAGAAGCUGGUCGUGAUCAAACGGAAAGUGGCGUCGUUGGAGGAGCAAUUGGCGAAGCUGACGGCGGAUUUCGAGCAGGCUACGUCCGAGAAGCUCAAGUGUCAGGAGGAGGCCGACGCGACCAACGCCACGAUUGUUCUUGCCAACAGGCUGGUCGGUGGUUUGGCGUCGGAGAACGUGCGAUGGGCAGACUCCGUGGCCACUUUCAUGCAACAAGCGUCCACGCUGCCGGGCGACGUUCUCCUGGUCACAGCCUUCAUAUCCUACGUCGGUUGCUUCACCAAACAAUUUCGCCACGAUCUGUUGCACAAGCAGUGGCUACCGUUCUUGCGUGGCGCGGAGCCGACCAUUCCUAUCACGGAGGGCUUGGAUCCCUUGUCGUUACUCACGAACGACACUCGGAUAGCCAAGUGGAACAACGAAGGAUUGCCCAACGAUAGAAUGUCGACGGAAAACGCCACCAUCCUGACGAACUCGGAUCGAUGGCCCCUGAUGAUCGAUCCUCAGCUGCAGGGUAUCAAAUGGAUCAAACAGAGAUACGGGGAGGAACUUCGCGUGAUCAGGUUGGGGCAGAGGGGUUACUUGGACGUGAUCGAGCAAUGCCUGGCAACCGGGUCGACCGUCCUCGUCGAGAACAUCGGUGAAACGGUGGAUCCCGUGUUGGAUCCGCUGUUGGGCAGAAACUUGAUCAAGAAGGGGCGGGCGAUCAAGAUCGGGGACAAGGAGGUCGAGUACAAUCCUCUGUUCAGAUUAUUAUUGCACACGAAGCUGGCCAAUCCCCAUUACAAGCCCGAGAUGCAGGCCCAAACUACCCUGAUUAAUUUCACGGUAACGAGGGACGGCCUCGAGGAUCAAUUACUCGCGGAGGUGGUGAAGGCCGAGCGGCCGGAUCUCGAGGAGUUGAAGGCCGAGCUCACCAGACAGCAGAACGAUUUCAAGAUCACGCUCAACAGUUUGGAGGAUUCCCUCUUGUCGAGAUUGUCGUCGGCGGGCAGCAACGUGUUGGAGGACACGUCGUUGGUGGAGAAUCUCGAGACGACGAAGAGGACCGCGGCGGAAAUCGAGUCGAAGGUGACGGAAGCCCGUGGCACGAGCCGUGAGAUCGACGCGGCCAGGGAAUUGUAUCGACCGGCGGCGGCCAGGGCGUCUCUCCUCUAUUUUAUCUUGAACGAUCUGAACACCAUCAAUCCAAUCUAUCAAUUUUCCCUGAAAGCUUUCAGCGUGGUGUUUCAAAAAGCCAUCUCGAGGGCCGACCCGGCCCCCGACGUGUCCGGGAGAGUGAAGAAUCUGAUCGAGUGCAUCACCUACUCCGUGUUCACGUACACGAGCAGGGGCUUGUUCGAGUGCGACAAACUUAUCUUCGCCUCGCAGAUGGCGUUUCAGAUACUGCUCGCGAGGAACGAGGUGACCGCCACCGAGCUGGAUUUCCUCCUACGCUUCCCCAUCACCCCUCACCUCACCUCCCCCGUGGAUUUCCUUUCCAACACCAGUUGGGGUGGAAUCAGGAGUCUCGCCAAUCGAGAAGAAUUUCGCAAUUUGGACAGAGACAUAGAGAGCUCGGCGAAGAGGUGGAAAAAGUUGGUGGAAUGCGAGUGCCCGGAGAGGGAGAAAUUCCCGCAGGAAUGGAAGAACAAGACGAUCGUUCAACGACUGUGCAUGCUGAGGGCGCUGCGACCGGAUAGAAUGACCUAUGCGAUCGCCGCGUUUAUCGAGGAGAAGCUUGGCCCGAGAUACGUGGAAGGUAGAACCGUCGAGUUCGCCAAAUCUUUCGAGGAAACUAGCCCUUCCACCCCUAUCUUCUUCAUCCUUUCUCCCGGCGUGAAUCCUCUCAAGGACGUGGAGGAUCUGGGACGUCGGAUGGGUUACACGUUGGAUAAUCAAAAUUUCCACAACGUGUCCCUGGGCCAGGGGCAGGAAACGAUCGCUGAGCGAGCUAUGGACGUGGCCGCGAAAAACGGGCAUUGGGUAAUCCUGCAGAAUAUCCAUCUCGUGAAGAAGUGGUUGCCGUUGUUGGAGAAAAAGUUGGAAAUAGCGGCGGACGGUUCCCACGAGGAUUACAGGGUGUUCAUGAGCGCUGAACCAGCCGGUACACCGGCAGGACACAUCAUCCCUCAAGGGAUCCUCGAGUCGUCGAUUAAGAUCACGAACGAGCCGCCCACCGGGAUGCAGGCGAAUCUUCACAAAGCGUUGGACAAUUUCACCCAGGAAACGUUGGAGAUGUGCAGCAAGGAGGCAGAGUUCAAGGUCAUUCUAUUUUCCCUCUGCUAUUUCCACGCGGUGGUCGCGGAGCGGAGGAAAUUCGGCCCGCAAGGUUGGAACAAAAUCUACCCUUUCAACGUGGGCGAUCUGCACAUAAGCGUGAGCGUGCUGUACAAUUAUCUGGAGGCAACGUCCAAGGUCCCUUGGGAGGACUUGAGGUAUCUUUUUGGAGAGAUUAUGUACGGCGGGCACAUAACCGACGAUUGGGACAGAAGGCUCUGCGUUUCUUACCUCGAGGAAUUGAUGCAACCCGAAUUGAUCGAUGGAGAGUUGAUGUUAGCACCCGGUUUCCCAGCCCCGCCCAACACCGAUUUAGCCGGGUAUCACGCGUACAUAGACGAGGCGAUGCCACCGGAAUCACCUUACCUAUACGGUUUGCAUCCGAAUGCGGAAAUAGGUUUUCUGACCAUGACCGCGGAAAAUUUGUUCAGAACGGUGUUCGAGAUGCAACCGAGGGACGCUGCCAGUUCCGGAAGUCAAACGGUGACCAGGGAGGAAAAGGUGAAGCAAAUGUUGGACGAAAUAAUGGAGAAACUUCCGGAGGAGUUCAACAUGGCCGAGAUAAUGGGUAAAGUGGAGGAGAGGACACCGUACGUGAUCGUGGCUUUCCAGGAGUGCGAACGAAUGAAUCACUUGACCACCGAGAUAAAACGCUCGUUACGCGAACUGGAUUUAGGCCUGAAGGGAGAAUUGACCAUCACUUCGGACAUGGAGGAUCUGGAGAACGCCCUGUUCCUCGACCAAGUGCCGCUCGUAUGGGCCAGCAGGGCUUAUCCAUCUUUGUUGGGGCUCGCCGCUUGGUUCGUCGAUCUGUUGUUGAGAAUCAGAGAAUUGGAAACUUGGUCUACAGACUUUGUGUUGCCACCAUCGGUUUGGUUAGCUGGAUUCUUCAAUCCUCAGUCGUUACUCACGGCUAUCAUGCAGUCGACAGCGAGAAGGCACGAACUUCCUCUCGAUAAGAUGUGUUUGCAAUGCGACGUGACGAAGAAACAAGAAGAGUUCACGGCUGCGCCCAGGGACGGCGCGUACAUCCACGGGAUCUUCAUGGAAGGGGCACGAUGGGAGGUGCAGUCGGGCGUCAUCGUCGACUCGAAGUCGAAGGAAUUGUUUCCUCCCAUGCCUGUGAUCAACGUGAGAGCGAUCACGCAGGACAAACAGGAUCUGCGCAACAUGUACGAGUGCCCUGUUUACAAAACGAGAACUCGAGGACCAACUUACGUGUGGACGUUCAAUCUGAAGACCAAAGACAAGCCCGCGAAAUGGACAUUGGCCGGUGUCGCUUUGCUCCUUCAAACUUGAAAACGAUACCAAAGUAUAAAUCGAGUAUAAAUCGAUAAUAAAUCUAAAUCUAGCCGAGGAAUUCUAUUUCCAUAAUCACAAUUAUUAUUAAACCCUCGUCCGUUUCGACGAUGCAAACGAAUUUUACCCAGCGAUCUAUUUUUUUUACAAAUCGAACGAAUCGAGCAGUUUGCUCUUUUUCCCCAUUAUACUCUACUCUCCCCUCUAUACCUCUAUAGAAACGUAUUAAAGAAAAGCAAACAACGGUCCAGAUAGAACGAUAAACAAAAAGGAAAGGAAAAAAAAAACAGAUAAUCGUGGAAGGGAAGAAUAAUUCGAGCGUAAAUCUCGAAGGACCCAUCGAACGGAUAUCAACGGGGUCGGCUAAUCGACCAGGAGUUAAUAAACCGUAAGACGGUGGAGAAUCGAGAUCCUUCUUCCUUCUUUCCUCCCUGCUAGAGAGAGAGAGAGAGAGAGAGAAAUCCCGAAAGAGGAAGAAAUUAUCCGUCAUUGGACGGAAAACAAA